Molecule: messenger RNA, 576 nt
Organism: Caenorhabditis remanei
Lineage: Eukaryota; Metazoa; Nematoda; Chromadorea; Rhabditida; Rhabditidae
Exons: 5
Coding region: 1-576 (191 amino acids)
Source: RefSeq, a predicted model, not a curated record
AUGGGAGUCGAUGAAGAGGUUCAGAAUAUCUACUACAGUAUCUACAAUAUCAAUUUGACACUAGUCAACUUAGACCAAGGAUUAGGACAACUCGUCGACGGCAUGAAUUUCGGACUUGGCGUUUUUGAUCAACAUGUCAAUAUGGUUGUUGGAAAAGUGAAUGAUGUACAGAACAAUGUCAACUCAAAGCUCACAUUGUUUCCAAGUGAAUGGGUCUACUUGUUUGUUCUUAUGUUUAUUGUUCUUGUUCUACUUGGAUUAGUCGGUUAUCUCCUCUACUACAUUGUCAAUUAUAUUCUGAAUCGACAUGAUAGAUACGAAGAAUAUCGCAUGUGGUAUCUGAAAAAUGUGAUGAAGCAAGAUAUUGACGACUGGGAAGAAGAUGAUGAAUUCGCUGAAGGAUUCUAUUCACUCAGUGAUGACACACCUCCGCCCACGUAUAGUGAAUAUGUGCAGACUGCGGACUUGUAUGCAAACUAUCAUGAUGAAGUGGAAGCUCAACGCAAAUCCAAUCAAUUCAGUUCUCGAAUCGGUCGACCUCGUGGCACCGGCAAAGAAUACAACACUCUCAUUUGA